This is a messenger RNA of Caenorhabditis sp. 36 PRJEB53466, 347 nucleotides long. Lineage: Eukaryota; Metazoa; Nematoda; Chromadorea; Rhabditida; Rhabditidae. The record is from the annotation of a GenBank genome assembly.
AUGAGCACGAAUGAUAACAACGCGGACCCUUCCAACAAAGAAAACGUCCUGCCGACCCGCGCACAGAACAUCGCAAUGAAUAACCAUCCGCUGAACGUGUACACCGGAAACAUUUACAAUAACCGCGAGGACUUCGUAAGAACUUCCAAAAAGAAACUUAUUUCAAUUAAUAUUUGUUGCAGCAGCUUGCCGUCGGUCAGGAGGAGAAUGAGAACGAUGAGGAGAUGGAAGUGGAUGCAGAGGAAGAAUCGGGGGGUGAGCAGGAGCCAAGUCAGACCGAGGAAAGCAUGGACUGGGAACAUGGAGAUGAUGGGGAAAGCGCGAUGGACAACGCCGCCAACAACUAG